UCUCGCCACUGCCCCCCUAACCUGGGUGACAGAGUGAGACUCCGUCUCAACAACAGCAGCAACAACAAAACAAAAACAACAACAGAAAACCAUGUGCCCUGGAGUCUUCAUUGGGGCGGCUUCUACAGGGUACCCCAAACUAAGGCAUGAGUUAGCUAACCCUUGGGGACUUUUUACCUCUGAUUUCUGGUUUUUGUCCCUCAUCCUCUCCCCAUAGAAAAGUCCAACUUGAUCGUGGUCCAGAGAGGUUGCAGCCCACCCACGUCCUCCCUGGUUCAGCCUCAAUCCCAAUGCCAGCUGAGUCAGAUGACAUUUCACAAGAUCCCUGCUGACAGCCUAGAGUGGCAUGAGAACCUGGGCCAUGGGUCCUUCACCAAGAUUUACCGGGGCUGUCGCCACGAGGCGGUGGAUGGGGAGUCCCGAAAGACAGAGGUGCUGCUAAAAGUGAUGGAUGCUAAGCACAAGAACUGCAUGGAGUCAUUCCUGGAAGCAGCGAGCUUGAUGAGCCAAGUGUCGUACCGGCAUCUCGUGCUGCUCCACGGCGUGUGCAUGGCUGGAGACAGCACCAUGGUGCAGGAAUUUGUACACCUGGGGGCGAUAGACACAUAUCUGCGAAAACGUGGCCACCUGGUGCCAGCCAGCUGGAAGCUGCAGGUGGUCAAACAGCUGGCCUACGCCCUCAACUAUCUGGAGGACAAAGGCCUCCCCCAUGGCAAUGUCUCCGCCCGGAAGGUGCUCCUGGCUCGGGAGGGGGCUGAUGGGAGCCCACCCUUCAUCAAGUUGAGUGACCCUGGGGUCAGCCCCGCUGUGUUAAGCCUGGAGAUGCUCACCGACAGGAUCCCCUGGGUGGCUCCCGAGUGUCUUCGGGAGGCCCAGACACUUAGCUUGGAAGCUGACAAGUGGGGCUUCGGUGCCACGGUCUGGGAGGUGUUUAGUGGCGUCACCAUGCCCAUCAGCGCCCUGGAUCCUGCUAAGAAACUCCAAUUUUAUGAGGACCGGCAGCAGCUGCCGGCCCCCAAGUGGACAGAGCUGGCCCUGCUGAUUCAACAGUGCAUGGCCUAUGAGCCGGUCCAGAGGCCCUCCUUCCGAGCCGUCAUUCGUGACCUCAACAGCCUCAUCUCUUCAGACUAUGAGCUCCUCUCAGACCCCACACCUGGUGCCCUGGCACCUCGUGAUGGGCUGUGGAAUGGUGCCCAGCUCUAUGCCUGCCAAGACCCCACGAUCUUCGAGGAAAGACACCUCAAGUACAUCUCACAGCUGGGCAAGGGCAACUUUGGCAGUGUGGAGCUGUGCCGCUAUGACCCGCUAGGCGACAACACAGGUGCCCUGGUGGCCGUGAAACAGCUGCAGCACAGCGGGCCAGACCAGCAGAGGGACUUCCAGCGGGAGAUUCAGAUCCUCAAAGCACUGCACAGUGAUUUCAUUGUCAAGUAUCGUGGUGUCAGCUACGGCCCGGGCCGCCAGAGCCUGCGGCUGGUCAUGGAGUACCUGCCCAGCGGCUGCUUACGCGACUUCCUGCAGCGGCACCGCGCGCGCCUCGAUGCCAGCCGCCUCCUGCUCUACUCCUCGCAGAUCUGCAAGGGCAUGGAGUACCUGGGCUCCCGCCGCUGUGUGCACCGUGACCUGGCCGCCCGAAACAUCCUGGUGGAGAGCGAGGCACACGUCAAGAUCGCUGACUUCGGCCUAGCUAAGCUGCUGCCGCUUGACAAAGACUACUACGUGGUCCGCGAGCCGGGCCAGAGCCCCAUUUUCUGGUAUGCCCCCGAAUCCCUCUCGGACAACAUCUUCUCUCGUCAGUCAGACGUCUGGAGCUUCGGGGUCGUCCUGUACGAGCUCUUCACCUACUGCGACAAAAGCUGCAGCCCCUCGGCCGAGUUUCUGCGGAUGAUGGGAUGUGAGCGGGAUGUCCCCGCCCUCUGCCGCCUCCUGGAACUGCUGGAGGAGGGCCAGAGGCUGCCGGCGCCACCUGCCUGCCCUGCUGAGGUUCACGAGCUCAUGAAGCUGUGCUGGGCCCCUAGCCCACAGGACCGGCCAUCGUUCAGCACCCUGGGCCCCCAGCUGGACAUGCUAUGGAGCGGAAGCCGGGGGUGUGAGACUCACGCCUUCACUGCUCACCCAGAGGGCAAACCACACUCCCUGUCCUUUUUAUAGCUCCUGCCCGCAGACCUCUGGAUUAGGUCUCUGUUGAUUGGCUGUGUGACCUUAGACAGGGAGCUGCCCCUCUCUGGGCCUCAGAGGCUUUAUAAGGGUCCUCUACUUCAGGAACACCCUUUGGGGGGUUCCCAUGGCUUGUGGAAUAGCCUGUGGCCUUUGCAAUUUGUUAAGAUUCAGGACAGAUUGGCAGAUGUGUCAGUGAGGCUCUCUGAGUCCUGGCCCAAAGAAGCAAGGAACCAAAUUGAAGACCCUCCCAUCUUCUAUCCCCUCAAGCCCUGGCCCCCUGAGUUUCCUUUUCUCUCUCUCUCUUUUUAUUUUUAUUUUUCUUUUUGAGACAGAGCCUCGCUCUGUUACCCAGGGUGGAGUGCAGUGGUGCGAUCUCGGCUCGGUGCAACCUCUGCUUCCCAGGUUCAAGCGAUUCUCCUGCCUCAGCCUCCUGAGUAGCUGGGAUUACAGGUGUGCACCACCAGACCCAGCUAAUUUUUUUUAUUUUCAGUAGAGAUGAGGUUUCACCAUGACGGCCAGGCUGAUCUCAAACUCCUGACCUCAAGUGAUCCUCCCACC
Piliocolobus tephrosceles (Ugandan red Colobus) is the source of this 2718-nucleotide messenger RNA. RefSeq names its product Janus kinase 3 (gene JAK3). The coding region runs from base 307 to 2151 and encodes 614 amino acids. Gene Ontology annotation, molecular function: non-membrane spanning protein tyrosine kinase activity; growth hormone receptor binding; ATP binding. The transcript is spliced from 14 exons. Gene Ontology annotation, biological process: regulation of apoptotic process; growth hormone receptor signaling pathway via JAK-STAT; protein phosphorylation. The record is from RefSeq and is a predicted model, not a curated record. Gene Ontology annotation, cellular component: cytosol; membrane. NCBI's taxonomy places the organism in Eukaryota, Metazoa, Chordata, Mammalia, Primates, Cercopithecidae.